AUGAGUACUGCCUACCCCGAAGGUGAGGUUUUCUUCGUUCGUAACUCUCUGAGCCACGUAUAUUACGAUCCAACCAGAGCAGAAGACUUCUACGGGUACUUCAUGUUGGAGAUAAUUGUAAAUGAUCUUGCCGAACAUCCCGGCAUGGCGUCUGGUACUGUACACCAGCAUCCGCAUUCUGUUCAAAUAAAACAAAUUUCCAAGUCAGGACCACUCACCUUUACUUAUAAAUGGUGGGAUCGGUUCGUUAUUGGAUAUGGCAAAAAGGGUAACAUACGGCGUGGCCGGUCCUGGAACUAUGGUGGAAAGCUCGAGGAUUUUAGGGAGCAUGUGGUCCAGGGUGGGCCCGCAAGGGUCUUUGUUUGGAUGGUCCCAAUGCCAACAUCACAAGAGCAAUGGGUGUGGCUUCAUUUACUCAUGCCGAUUCGCGCGGUCUACUUUCCAGUCUCCCAACAGACUGAUGAAGCCUUUCCUGAACUUUGCACGUUCCUCCAGAUCAAUUUUUACAGUCAGGGAACUCGACCAGUUUGGCGUGAAAACUUUGGAUCCUUUCUAGACCAUCCUUUCUCUCGCGAUAAGGGUAUAGGAUUCCAUCACGACCACACCUUGGGGAUCAAUGUGCCUGAGGUGAUGGCGCUCCUGUCUAUUCCCAGACAGCUUCGUGCAACUGACAUUUGGAGCGCGAAGCUUGUUGUGAUUGAUCAGGUUGGUUCUGGGGCCGACCAAAUGAUACGCGUGUCCCCUUGGGCGGCGAUUGACUAUGUGACCCUGGUCAACGCCAGUCAUGCUGUCCAGUUAGUGUGGCGGCCUUUGCCGCCUCCAAGGCAAAGCAACCCUUUUAUUUUUAAUCUCAUCAAGGGGAUUCUUGCGGUUUCACUUUCUGUUGUACCCGUUAUUGGACCCGCCCUUUCAGCUGCAUUCGCCAUUGGUUUCUCGAUUAUCAGUGAUAAAGAUAAUGCCAAGAGAUAUCUUGAGUCUGCUGCCUGGACUGGCGAUGUGAUCGACGCUAUCAUCGGCAGCGGACUGAAUCUCAAGAAAUAUAUUGACCCGGGCUGGAGCGGGGUUACCUUACUUCCUCCCCAAGCUGCAAGAUCCCACGAUCCCAGUGCUGACGAACCAGAACCAGAGCUAACCCCACCAGUGGAUUUGAGUAAAGUUCCCCCACAUCCUCUUCUUCUGGAGGGCCUACGCGCCCUCCUCGACCAUGAAGGGAGGAAUCCGCUAGUUGGCAAAGAUGCAUCUCUCUCCCCACAUAAUUCAUCUCUUGAGAGGGCCGUCAGAACGGGCCUCAUGUCUCUCAUAGACGCACUGAAAAUUGAGAGUGUUCUGGACCAGCAAUCCGAGGCUGAGGUUGAACAAGUGGAAUUACGGAAAGUGGAUACGCGAGAAGUGGAAUUCACCGAAGGAAAUAAAACAGAGUGAGGACGAGUGAGGACAUGCAAGGUAAGACGUGGAACGAAUGAAGAACUUCUGAACUGAAUAUCACGAGAUAUGCAAUCUCGAUCUGUUGUGAUUUCAGGGGGAAGAAAGUAG
Messenger RNA from Talaromyces proteolyticus, 1533 nucleotides. RefSeq lists its product as uncharacterized. NCBI's taxonomy places the organism in Eukaryota, Fungi, Ascomycota, Eurotiomycetes, Eurotiales, Trichocomaceae. The transcript is spliced from 4 exons. Bases 1 to 1422 code for a protein of 473 amino acids. The record is from RefSeq and is a predicted model, not a curated record.